This is a messenger RNA of Chelonia mydas (Green sea turtle), 7066 nucleotides long. Its product is annotated as discoidin domain-containing receptor 2. Gene Ontology annotation, molecular function: protein tyrosine kinase collagen receptor activity; collagen binding; ATP binding. Lineage: Eukaryota; Metazoa; Chordata; Testudines; Cheloniidae. The record is from RefSeq and is a predicted model, not a curated record. The transcript has 15 exons. Gene Ontology annotation, biological process: cell surface receptor protein tyrosine kinase signaling pathway; multicellular organism development; protein phosphorylation. Gene Ontology annotation, cellular component: membrane; signaling receptor complex. Bases 255 to 2408 code for a protein of 717 amino acids.
CCCGCCGAGCUCCAGCCAGCGGCAGCGCUGUUGCUUUAAGAGCGGAUCCUCGCAGCCCCCUCCCGCCCCGGCAGCCGGAAGGGGGAUGUGAUGCAAAAAAAGAAGGAAAAAAAACUCCCCGUGGAAGUUGGGAGCUCGGCGCCUGGACCCCGACUUCGCGCUGCGGGACGCGCUCCAAGAAAUGUAGAUGGCAGCUGCUGGCUGUGAAGGACUCGCGCCCGACUGACCCGGUGCAGCACUUCCCACUGCCCACCAUGAUCCUCUGCAUGCUGCUGCUGGCUGCUCUGCCUGAGCCAUCCAGUGCCGAAGUCAACCCUGCAAUAUGCCGAUACCCUUUGGGGAUGCAUGAAGGGACCAUCCGAGAUGAAGACAUUACAGCCUCCAGUCAGUGGUAUGACUCCACAGGACCCCAGUAUGCACGGUUGCAGAGGGAAGAAGGGGAUGGAGCGUGGUGCCCAGCAGGCCUGUUGCAGCCGGAAGAUGUGCAGUUCCUCCAAAUCGACCUGCACAAGUUCUUUUUCAUCACGCUGAUCGGGACGCAGGGACGGCAUGCCCGUGCCACAGGCAAAGAGUUCGCCCGUGCUUACCGCAUCGAUUACAGCCGCAAUGGGGAGCACUGGAUCUCCUGGAAAGAUCGGCAGGGCAGGCAGGUGAUUCAAGGCAACAUUGAUACAUACGAUGUGGUCCUGAAAGAUCUUCGGCCCCCAAUCAUUGCCCGUUAUAUCCGGGUGAUCCCUGUAACGGAGCUGCCCAUGACUGUCUGCAUGAGGGUGGAGCUCUACGGCUGCAUGUGGUUUGAUGGUUUGGCGUCCUACAGCAUCCCUGAGGGAGGGACGAUAGCGGCCCCAGGCUCUCCCGUCAUUUACCUGAAUGACUCAACCUACGAUGGCUUCCAGGAGCGCAGGCAUUUGUAUGGAGGUCUGGGCCAGCUAACAGAUGGUGUACUGGGACUGGACGAUUUCACACAGAGUCACCAGUACCGUGUGUGGCCAGGGUAUGACUAUGUCGGCUGGAAGAAUGAGAGCUUCAGCACAGGUUCUGUCGAAAUGGAGUUUCAGUUUGACCGGCAGAGGAACUUCACCUCUAUGAAGGUGCAUUGCAACAACAUGUUUUCUAAGGGGGUGAAGAUCUUCCAGAAGGUGGAAUGCCUCUUCAAACCACGGCUGAUUGCAGAGUGGGAGUCUGAACCUGUUGGCGUUUCCACCAUCUUGGAUGACAAAAACCCCAGUGCGAGGUUUGUGACCAUCCCCCUGAAUCAGCGGGUGGGCAAAGCCAUCCUUUGCCAUUUCUACUUUGCUGACACCUGGAUGAUGAUCAGUGAGAUUUCCUUCCAGUCUGACAUGGAGAAUGUAAAUCCUAUUCUGGUUACUCUAGCCACAAGCACAGCAGAGCUGCUGGAUGCACAGUACAAUGCUACUGAGGCGUCAUGGGAAACCACUUCUUUUAUAACCAGCACCUGGAUAGGGGAGAAAGCAGAUGACUCCAGUACCUCCAUCCUGGUUGGCUGCCUUGUGGCUAUUAUCCUUCUGCUCCUGAUCAUUAUAAUCAUCAUUCUGUGGAAGCAGUAUGUCCAGAAGAGACUGGAGAAGGCCCCACGGCGAAUCCUGGAGGAGGACGCCAUGGUUCGUCUCUCCUUCUACAGCUACACCAUCGUCAGCAACCAGAACCAGAUCCACCAGUCUAAUCCCACCUACGAACGGGUCUUCCCACUGGACCUGGAAUAUCAUCAGCCUGCCACACUGCUCCAGAAGCUACCAGAACUCUCCCAAAGUGCUGAGGAUUCAGCGUGCAGUGGUGACUACGCUGAGCCCGACCUCACCAAGUCCACCCCCCACCAGGGUUUCCAGAACAACGUGCCUCAUUACGCGGAGACCGACAUUGUCAGCCUGCAGGGCGUGACGGGCAAUAACAUGUACGCCGUGCCCGCCCUCACGGUCGAUUCGCUCACCAAGAAGGACAUCUCCGUGGGCGAGUUCCCCCGGCAGCAGCUGCGACUCAAGGAGAAGCUGGGAGAAGGGCAGUUCGGAGAGGUGCACCUGUGUGAAGCAGAUGGCCUGUUGGAAUUUUUGGGACUCUCGUCUACGGAACUCACCAACCAACCGGUUCUAGUGGCAGUGAAAAUGCUAAGAUCCAAUGUCAACAAAACAGCCAGAAAUGAUUUCCUAAAGGAGAUCAAGAUCAUGUCCCGGCUGAAGGACCCAAAUAUCAUCCGACUGCUGGGAGUGUGUGUGCGUGAUGACCCUCUGUGCAUGAUAACAGAGUAUAUGGAGAACGGAGACCUCAACCAGUUCCUGUCACAGCGGGAGAUCUGCAGUAAAUUCACCAUUUCAAACAACAUUCCAUGCGUCAGAAAACAGGAUCGGACUUCAACAGCAGCAACAAUAACAGCUCCAGUCCAGCUCACCUAACUUCUUCCCUUUCCCCCCAAAAGAACAGCUAUUACCAUGUGUAGUACCACCUAAAAACCUGUCACUUGGAGGUGUUUUCCUUCUAAAACUCUCUUCAGCUAAAGGUAAAGGGAACAAGGGAUAUUGUUAAAAAGAAAGCCUUAAAUAAUACUGUACAUUUCAGAUGCUUUAACUGUUUUUCCUUCUUUCCUGUCUCUUUAAUAAAAGGUUAAAGAUGCUUAAUGGUGUUCUUUGCCACUGGGACUAAGCCAGCUGAGGUCUCUGUAUACCAAACCUUGUUUAAAACUGUUUAAUAUUGGACAGUGAGAGGGUCACAUUAACCCCUUUGACUCUUUGGGCCAAUUUAUUCCAUCAAUGUUAAUAGAGUGUUAUUUCAGCUUCCAUACUGAUGACCCAUCCGACCCCUUAGCUGCGUGGUUCCUCACCUUCACCUCAUCAACCAAGCAGCACUGGUUGGGCUCUCCCACUCACCAGAAGAGCCAUUCACUUGACCUGGUCUUCCCCAAGCCCUGCUUUCUGUGAUCUCACCAUGAGUUCUGAGGUCCCCCAUCACCUGGUCUCUUUCAGCAGCUCCCCCUCACUCUGUCACUCGAUCCUUCUGGGUGUGUCUAGGGUUCAAAUUCAGGCUAAAGCCUAACCCCUCCCCUUCCGUCUUCACACAAACUGUGCUAACCCAGGGCGCGGACCCCGAGUCCCAUGCGGGUUGAAGGGUCCAAGCCUGAGUCAAGCUGAGACCCAGGGUUCAAGCCCUAUUGCUUUGCAGUGUAAAUGCAGUCCCACUGGACUUGUGCUCUGGGAGUCUGCCAAAAGUAUCCCACAGUCCCAUGUUCUUCCACACUCCCCCACAAACAAAGGUCGAGAGCAGCCACAUUUUGGGAGGGUGCUAAGAAGUCUGGGAUAUGGGUGUUUGGACUCGGGCCCAUAUAAUGCAGUGUAGAUGCUGGAGCCCUAGGUUGGGACCCACGGUUCACCAAUUCCUAAUCUGGGGUUACAAAUGGGUGUAGAUGCUCAAGCUCUAGGUUAACAAACCCAGGGUCUGCUAACUCGAGUUCUGCUAACCCUGGGCUUACAUUGCAGUGUAGACAUACCCUCUUUGACUUUCAUUCCAUCAAUGCUGAUAAUUAAUUUCUCUGCUGCUCUCUGCUCCCUGCGUUCUCUUCCCUUUCUUCCCUGGUGGUUGUUGAUUCUCUUGAAUCCUUUGCCAGCCCCAGCCCUAGCUCAUCCCCAACAUCCUCCGUUCCUGCUCUCAUGCAGCAGAGCACCUCUAGUAUCCUCUGAUCAUGCCAACAACUUGUUCCUUGAGUUCUGCCAUGGUCCUAUGCCAAGCCACUCUACUUUUCCACACUGAUCAAAUUCCAUGCGGGCAAUCCCAGCUGACUUUUCACCUCCUUUGACUCAGUCCUCAAACCCUCCCUCCCCCACUUCUCCUCCUAUACAAGAGCUACCUAAUUUCUUGAAAGAGAACACUGACAAAAUAAGACAAGGCCUUCCCUUCCCUUUCUACAGCUUUGCCUCCUUCUCUCUUGUCAUAGACACAGAAGUUUCUCAUUUGCUCUCCUCUAACCCCACAACCUGUCCCAGUGUCCCCAUCCCGUCUCCUGAUCUCCCUCACACCCACUCUCAUCCUCUCCCUUACUCUUCUUGUUAGCCCUCACUCGUCUCUGGCUCGUUCCCCACACAAUACAAACAUUUUAGUCUCUUCCAUCUUCAAAACACCGCCCUUGACCACGCUUGCUCCCUUCUUCCUUUCAUCUCUUAGCUCAUUGAAUGCUCUGUUUACAAUCGCUGUCUUAAGUUCCUCUCCUCCAAUUCCACCCUAGACCCUCUCCAAUCCAUCUUCUGCACCUUGCACUCCACUGGAACCACGCUCACCAAAGUCACUAAUGACCUCUUUCUAGCCAAGCUCAGAACCAGUGCUCCGUCUUCAUCCUCUUUGACCAGUCAGCUGCCUUUGGCACCAUCAGCCAUGCUCUUGUUCUUGAAAUCUUCUUCUUCCCUUGGCUUCUGUGACUGUCCUCUUUUGAUUCUCCUCCUUCCUCUCUAAUCAUUCCUCCAACAUGCCCUUGGGAGGAUCCUCCUUGUGCCCUCUGCAACUUUCUGUGGGGGUUCCACAGGGCUCUGUCCUUGGUUCCCUUCCCUUGUCCCUCUCCACCUUAUCUCGGGGUAAUCUCUAUGCUGAUGACACACAGAUCUACCUCUCUGCUCCAGACCUGCCUUCUUCUGUCCAAACUGAAAUCUCAGCCUGUCUCUUGGACAUCUCCUCGUGGAAGUCUAGCUGCCAUUGCAUGGUAAAUAUGGCUAAAACAGAGCUCCUAACCUUCCCCCCGAACCCUUCCUGCUACCUCCUUCUCAGUCACUGUAGAUAGCACCACCAUGCUGUCACUCAGGCCCAUAACCAGGGUGUCAUCUUUGACUCGGCCCUCUCUUUAGGUCCUCGUUUCCAUCUAUGUCUAAAUCUUGCCCUUCCUCAUCCAUACCAUCUAAGAUACAGCCCUUUCUAUCCAUCCACACAGCUCAAAGGUUCGUCCAGGCUCUCAUCUCACAUCUGGAUGACUGCCACAUCCUUCUCUCUGGCCUUGACAGAUGCAAUCUUGCCCCACUCAGAGCCAUUCAGAAUGUUGCUGCAAAGAUCAUUUCCCUAGCCCAUUGCUUUGCCCUUGUCACCCCUUCGCUCCUUUGCCUCCCUCCACUGCCCUCACAUUGCCUCAAAUAGAAGAUGCUUGGCUUCACUUUCAGGGCUCUUCAUGGCCUAUCCGCGCCCACCAAUCAUCUCUCAUUUGCUAUUGAGAGGUCAGCUCCCGGCUCUCCUCCUGCCAAUGCCAGCCUUCACUGCCCACUCGUUAAAUCUCCAAACCGACCCCUGUGUGCUUUCUCCCAUCCUGCUCCUUAUUCAUGGGAGGAGCUCCCUGUAAACACGCACACCCUACCCAAUUAUACACAUUCAAAUCCCUCCUCGAAACUCUCCUUCGAGGUGAUGCUGACGACAAACUUGACAAUGGUUAGGCUGCUGGUGUGACGAGACCAUGGCCCAUCCUGCUGAUCAAUGCUGUCUCCUUGUUUCUUUGUUGGCCCCCGUCUGUCUGUCUGUUGUCUUUUGUCUUAUACUCAGAUUGCAAAGUCUUUGGGGCAGGAAGCGUCUCUUUGUUCUGUGUUUGUACAGCGCCUUGCACAAUGGGUCCUUGUCCAUGGCCAGGUUCCUGUGACGGGGGCUGCAGCAUGAAGAAGCCUGCAAGCUCAGCUAUGAGCAAUUAAACAUUUUCUGUUGGGGGAUUAUGAGCACCUGGGUGGUAAUCACUGGGUUAACGAUGUAAUUGGGAGGACAGAAGUGGAAGGAGCAGGAAGCCAGGAAAACUGAGAAGGAAAGCUCAGAGGGUGAUAUUGGGCUGAAGAGUGACGGCUGUGGGGAAACCUCCUCUUGCUGUAACCCUGAUGUACACUGUUAUACUUGGCAAGGAAGGAAUAUAUACACACGUGGUGCAAAUGUAACAACCUGGUGUGUGUUUGUGCCAUGAGCCCACACAAAUUGGCCAGGCAGUGCAGUACCCUGGGUGGCGGCAGAGCUCCUUGGUGCUGCAGUAACACAAAUAAGGAUAAAUCGUGGCUGCUUCUGAAAAUUCUGAACCAAGGCUAUCUUGCCUACCAUCCCAGGGAAGCUUGUGGCAAAGCCAGUGAUAGGACCUUUCUUUCCUGGGUCCUACCCCACUGCCUUAACCACAAGACUGUAUUUUCUCUUUCUGAAGGCACCUGCCUCAUUCACUCAUCUUCCCAGUUCUGAGCUGUUUGAGACAGGGUCUGCUGGCAAAACCCACAUGUGAUCAUGUCAUUAAAGACAGUGUCAUAAUACAUGUGCACAAGGGGGCAGGAUUAAGGGCAUGAAAAAUAACAAAUGGUAUUUCUAGAGACAUGGUAAUGGUGGCAGUCAGGACAUCCUGCCCUUUCUCAGCCCUGCAAGAACACAAGCUCUUCCCCAAGAAAUAACAAUGUGCCGUUUAGGGCCAGAUUUACAGGCACUAGCCUCUCUGUCUGUGACUGCCAGUCAGGUCACUUAGAUACCUAAGCCCCACCCAGCACCCAUAAAUCAGGGACUUGUGUGACGUGGGGCCAGAUUUCCCAAUAGCUUGGAGCCAAAUUCCCAAGUGAUCAGCACACACCAUUGAGGCCAGAUUGUCAAAAUGGCUGAGGACCCUGUGCUGAGCACCCUUGGAAAUCUGGCUACUUCUUUUGGUGACUAAAUGGGAGCUGAGUGCUUUGGAGAAUCUGUCCCACAGUUGUGAAAUCCCUGAUUUAUGGGCUCUCAGCAUCUCAGGGUAUGUCUACACUGCAGCUGGGAGAGAGUGCAGGGAACCAGAGACACACUGGCGGGGCUCCAGCUAGCGUGCUAAAAUAGCAGUGUGAACAUUGCAGCUUGGGCUCUCAAGCCCACCAGACCCCCUGGAUCCGUGCUCAGGUGGCUAGCCCAUACAUGGCUCACGCUUCCGGGAAGGCAGUUAGUUCGUUGCAAAUGUACACUCUAGACUGACAGGGAUAGUGAGGAAUGAGGAGUUAAGUGACACCAUUGUGCUUAUUGCAACACACAGCAUGCAAGAUUCCCGCAGCAGGAAGAGUCAAGAGAAAAGCGACUGCAAGGAAACUCUCCUUUGACUUUCUGUUUGUUUUAA